CUCACUCUCUCUCUCUCUCUCCCUCCCUCUCUUUUUCCCUCAUUUGCUCGCGCGCUCUCUCUCUCUCUCCCUCCGUUUAUCUUUCUCUCUCUCGCAUCUCAUCCCUCGUUCGCGCUACUCCAACUUCAUCUCCCUUUUCACCCCCGCCGUUAACCCGACGGAAAAUCGGAAGAGGAUAGUUUAUAUAGAAUAAUACAACAAGCUGCUUUAUAAUCUAAUCUGUGAGCUGAUCUUCACUUCGAUAAGAUGUCGAGAUUCUUUGUCAAAACAAAGACCACUUUCUACUAGACUAAUUAUGCCUAAUUGCGCUUGACCAUGCUCCUGAAAUGUGAUGAAAUGACGGAUCGCUCCGAGAUCAGCAAAUGGAUGUCCAGACGAAAUUUGACGAAGAUAACGCGAAGAAAUGUACAUUUCUUCUUUCGUUCAUCUUUCGACUUUCGACGGAUUGACACAUUGAUCGAACACCAUCGGCUGAUAUCAGAUAAGAGAUCUUAAUGCCCAGCUGGAUCCGAUACCGGCGAUCUAUAUAAUAGCCGCGUUAUUUUCUUAAUUGUUACUCGCGGGACUCUUAUCGCGUUCGAGCAGUCGCAAGAGCAGUGAACCAAUUUGCGAGGAUAUACUCGUGUGUAAUUAGCGUAUCGUCGUUUCGGUACACGGGCAGAUAGCGACUACACACGCGAUCGAGUACGUCAAACGGACUCCCUGGACGCGCAUAAAUUUUCUUCUUUUCGAGCAACUACCUUCGAUUUGGCACGUUAAGUCGCGAGAAUCACUGCAGUUUCUUCCCUCGCAAUCGCUCAUCGAUUGAUAAAGAAGACGCAGCAAAUUCGUUAACUUCGAAAGGAAAGACAUUCUUCUUUCCACGUCUCCAGAGGCAAUCGGACAGUCGACCAUGUUUCCCACUUUGCGCGGAAAAAUGAGCCACCUCGUGGUGUUCGGACUUAUCCUGAUCUGUUGCCAUGCCCGGAUAAUUGAGAAAAAUGAUCAGAUUGCACCCAUCGAUGAGCAGGCGAAUAAAGUCGAAAAAUUCCUCGAGGACUUCAAGACCAAAAUGAAGACGGGAGACGAGGAACUCGGGCUUCCAAUCUUGGAUCCAUUCGUCAUGAAAGAAGUUCCGCUCAAGGUCGACGAAGAAAUGAUAAAAGUGGACGGAUUCUUGACGAACCUGAGAGUGGAUAGCCUGUCCGAGUAUAACGUGUUGAGUGGUAACUUCCAGUUAAUAGGAUUAAAAUUCAGCAUGAAUCUCUCGUGGCCGCAAAUAGUCGCGAGUACAGAUUACGCAAUAGACGCCACCGUCAACGACUUCGAAAUUUAUGGCAAAGGCAAGAUAGAUGUGGCCGCGCAUGACUUCGUUUUCGGGACGACCGUUACUCUUGUAGUGAACGGCAAAUAUCUCAAAGUGAAGAGCUUGUCAUCGAAAUUUUCUUUGAAGGCGUUAGACUUCAAGAUAACUGGUCUCUUCAACGACGAGGAAGUAUCCGAGGUAAUAAGCUCCGUAAUCUCCGAUAUCGUGCCUGAAUUCAUCAAUAAUUAUCAGGAUCAGCUUGCGCAGCAAGUAGACGCUCUCCUCACGAAGCAACUCGAUGCUUUCCUAGCGACUAAAACAAUUGGGGAUCUACUGCGAAUGUUUGGAUAAUAUUUAGGCCAUUCAAGGCACGUUGUUUGAUCAAUUAUCAGGCAUUCGAUCGAUCGUCAUUAAUUGAGCAAUUAAAAUACAAUGCAUUCGAAGAGCGUUAAAUUCAUCAUUUAGAUGUAAGCGCGUGUGUAUAUUUUUAUUGAAAACCUUGUUUUGUAAUUAUAAAAAAUUUCUCUCUCUAGAAUUGUACUAAAAUUGUUAACAUUUGUACAAAAAUUACUAAUGAAAUUACUAAUAAUAAAAUCCGAUUAUUUGUUUUGA
Ooceraea biroi (clonal raider ant) is the source of this 1897-nucleotide messenger RNA. RefSeq lists its product as uncharacterized. NCBI's taxonomy places the organism in Eukaryota, Metazoa, Arthropoda, Insecta, Hymenoptera, Formicidae. The record is from RefSeq and is a predicted model, not a curated record.